This is a messenger RNA of Tetrahymena thermophila SB210, 780 nucleotides long. RefSeq names its product glutathione S-transferase, amine-terminal domain protein. Gene Ontology annotation, cellular component: cytoplasm. The record is from RefSeq and is a predicted model, not a curated record. The transcript has a single exon. NCBI's taxonomy places the organism in Eukaryota, Ciliophora, Oligohymenophorea, Hymenostomatida, Tetrahymenidae.
AUGAAAAAACCUAUUUUAUAUGGUUGCAUAGUAUGCCCUUAUACAAACAAAGUAAGAUUUGCUUUAGAAAUGCUUAAAAUUGACUAUAAAUAUCAAGAAAUUGACAUUCUUACUGGAAAAAAUAAAAAUAAUUCUUAUCUAUAAAUUAAUCCUUAAGGUAGAGUUCCUUCAUUAACUACGAUUAAUAACAAAAAUUUAUAUGACAGCUAAGUGCUCUUAUAGUACAUAGAGGAUGAAUAUAAAGGUUUGUUUCCUUAAGAUAACUAUGCUAAAGGUCUCCAAAGAAUAUGGGUUUAGUACUUUGAUAAUAACAUAUUUUCAAAAUAUCAUCCUGCACUAGCUGCAUAUUAAGAAAAUAAAUAAGACUUAUUAAAUAAGCUAUAAUAAGAAACAUUUGAAAAUAUGAAAUUCUUUUCAUAGAAUUCUGGAAUCACAUAAAAAAUAAAAUUAAAAUAAAACUGUUUUUAUGAAGGAGGAAGCAUUCCUACAUAUGCAGAUGUAGCAAUAAUUCCUCAUUUAAGAAUUAUGAAUAUAUUUUGGAAGCACUUUUUAAACAAAGAUUUAUUCUAAUCAAAUAAAAAUGAUGAAGAUGUAUUAUCCUUAAAGCAAUUAUAUGAAAAUAUACAUACAUUGGAAAGUUGUUAAAAUGUUUCUUUUUAAUUUAAAUAAAUACCAACAAAAGGAGAUAACCAAUUAGUUGAUGAUUUAAUCAAUAAAAACUCUUUCAAUUUUGAAAAUUAUAUUGUAAAUUUUUUAAAAAUUAAAUUAAGUUAAAAGUGA